Messenger RNA from Pistacia vera, 989 nucleotides. RefSeq names its product transcription factor WER-like. The transcript has 3 exons. NCBI's taxonomy places the organism in Eukaryota, Viridiplantae, Streptophyta, Magnoliopsida, Sapindales, Anacardiaceae. The record is from RefSeq and is a predicted model, not a curated record. The coding region runs from base 192 to 857 and encodes 221 amino acids.
GUGGUAGUUGAGGCUCUUCUCUUCCACCAAGAAGGGUAGAUAAAUACAGGGACCCAAUAUUAUAGGCCAAUCCAGCUCUCUCUCUCUCUCUCCCUCUAGAUAAGCAGCAAACUUCACACAGGAUUCAAGAAGCUUCAAUUCUUCUUCUUUCUUUCUUUGCACAAACUUACACAAGAAAAGCCAAAAAAUUAAUGGCUCCUAUGCUGUUUGAUGACUCGUUGAAAAGAGAAGCUAAGCCAUCACUUAAAACCAGUAUGAAUAUGAUCACUACUAAGAAGGAAGUCAACAAGGGAGCUUGGACUGCUGAAGAAGAUAGAAAACUAGCUGAGGUUAUUGCAGCUCAUGGCCCUAAAAGAUGGAAGACCAUUGCAAUUAAAGCAGGCCUAAAUCGAUGCGGUAAGAGUUGCAGACUAAGAUGGAUGAAUUAUCUGAGACCAAAUAUCAAGAGGGGGAAUAUAUCUGAUCAAGAAGAAGACUUGAUACUUAGGCUACAUAAACUCCUAGGCAACAGGUGGUCUUUGAUAGCUGGAAGAUUACCAGGUCGAACAGAUAAUGAGAUAAAGAACUACUGGAAUUCUCAUUUGAGCAAGAAAAUAAAUCAGAAAGAGAAACAAAGUGGGGGGUCAACAAGAGAAGCCACUGUUAAUAAUCCUAAAGCUGAAAGAAUAGUUGCGGAGAAGGUCAAUGUACAAAUAGUUAAUGAAGAGAAUAAUAACACAUCAACAAGUACUGGAGGUGAAGACUCAAACAUUGGGUUCAAUGUGGAUGAGUUCUUUGAUUUCUCCAAUGAGGAUCCUCUAAACUUGGAAUGGAUGAGCAAAUUUCUGAGUUCUGAUGAGGGUUUUUCAGUAGAAUAAUGUGUAAACUUUGUUAAUUUUCUCUGCAAAAUUCUGAUGCAGUAAGUUAACUGCUAAUCAAUCUGUAUGUGCAUUAAUUCCGACACAUAAUCUAUAAAAUUUAUUAUCCUAGCCAGUAGUAUUAAAGCACUA